AUGCAAUUCGCGACAAUUUCUGAUUCGUUAGUGUUUAACCAGAUCCAUUCAAACGGUGUUGUCAAUCCAAGUUACAGAAUGAGGCCUCAAAUAGUGUUGUUUGGGGACUCAAUUACAGAGCAAUCUUUCAGAUUAGGUGGUUGGGGUGCUGCUCUUGCUGAUACUUACUCUCGCAAGGCUGAUGUUGUGGUACGUGGUUAUGGUGGGUACAACACCAGGUGGGCUUUGUUCUUGUUGAAUCACCUUUUCCCUAUGGGAUCUGCAACGCCUCCGGUCGCUACCACCAUAUUUUUUGGGGCUAAUGAUGCGGCUCUUUUGGGGAGAACUGGUGAAAGGCAACAUGUGCCUGUUGAAGAAUACAAGGAAAAUCUAAGAAGAAUUGCUCAACACUUAAAGAACUGUUCCCCUACCAUGCUAAUUGUACUUAUAACUCCACCUCCCAUAGAUGAGCAAGGGCGCCUAGAAUUUGCACGGUCUUUGUAUGGGGACAAAGCAACAGAGUUGCCUGAAAGGACAAAUGAAAUGGCUGCAGUUUAUGCGAAGCAAUGUGUCGAAUUAGCUGAAGAACUUGGUCUUCCUUCAAUCAACCUAUGGUCCAAGAUGCAGAAAAUUGAGGGUUGGCAGAAAAAGUUCUUGAGCGAUGGCUUGCACCUGACAGCAGAAGGUAAUGCCAUUGUCCAUGAAGAAGUUGUGAAAGUUUUUGGUGAAGCGGGGCUUUCGGCGCCGAAUAUGCCAUAUGAUUUCCCCCAUCAUUCAGAAAUUGAUGGGAAAAAUCCUGAAAAGGCUUUCCAGAAUUUAUAA
This is a messenger RNA of Fraxinus pennsylvanica, 801 nucleotides long. The record is from the annotation of a GenBank genome assembly. NCBI's taxonomy places the organism in Eukaryota, Viridiplantae, Streptophyta, Magnoliopsida, Lamiales, Oleaceae.